Messenger RNA from Cololabis saira (Pacific saury), 1664 nucleotides. It is a transcript of the gene adcyap1r1b, whose product is annotated as adenylate cyclase activating polypeptide 1b (pituitary) receptor type I. The coding region runs from base 198 to 1538 and encodes 446 amino acids. The transcript is spliced from 14 exons. Gene Ontology annotation, biological process: cell surface receptor signaling pathway; adenylate cyclase-modulating G protein-coupled receptor signaling pathway. Gene Ontology annotation, cellular component: plasma membrane; neuron projection. Gene Ontology annotation, molecular function: peptide hormone binding; vasoactive intestinal polypeptide receptor activity; G protein-coupled peptide receptor activity. NCBI's taxonomy places the organism in Eukaryota, Metazoa, Chordata, Actinopteri, Beloniformes, Belonidae. The record is from RefSeq and is a predicted model, not a curated record.
GGUCUCCCAACACUCCGAUCCGGGUCUGGGCUGGAAGUUGUGUGUCUGGAGCCGCCGGGGGGAUCCUGCAGCCCCGCCGGGAUCUGCAGCGCGGGACUCGGCUUCGGAGCGCGUCGAUGCCAUGAUCCCGAGGUGAGCCGGCGUCCUGCAGCGUUUUUCUGUGCAUCCCUUCCAAACUGCUGACCGAGGAGUACAAAAUGUCUGCUGCUAACAUCAGCCCGCUGGCCCUCGCCCUGCUGCUCCUCUUGCCCUUGGGCUCGGACCAGCAGGUUCCCUCCAACUGUGUGAUCAAGAGGGAACAGGAGAAAUGUUUGGACAUGAUGGCAUCAGAGCUUUCUAACACAGAAUUUGACUGCCCCUGGUUUUGGGAUAAUCUGACGUGUUGGCAGCCAGCGAAGCUCGGUGACGUGGUGGAAGUCAACUGUCCCGAACUCUUCUCUCAGUUCAUGAGUGAGGAAGACUACGGACUGGGCAAAGUGAGCCGUAACUGCACCGAGUUCGGCUGGUCUGAGACCUUCCCCCACUACAUCGACGCCUGCCUGUACGAGGAGGGAAACAGCAGCCACCCGGACUUGUACUACGUGUCGGUGAAGGCUCUGUACACUGUGGGCUACAGCACAUCUCUGGUUUCUCUCACCACUGCCAUGGUCAUCCUCUGCAGGUUCAGGAAGCUGCACUGUACCAGGAACUUCAUCCACAUGAACCUCUUUGUGUCGUUCAUCCUGCGAGCUAUUUCUGUCUUCAUCAAAGACGGCGUGCUGUACGCCGAGGAGGACAGCGAUCACUGCUUCAUACACACUCUGGAGUGUCGAGCGGUGAUGAUAUUCUUCCACUACUGCGUCCUCUCCAACUACUUCUGGCUCUUCAUCGAGGGUCUGUACCUCUUCACUCUGCUGGUGGAGACCUUCUUCCCCGAGAAGAGAUACUUCUACUGGUACAUCAUCAUUGGCUGGGGAACCCCGACGGUGUGCGUGACCAUCUGGGCGGUGCUGAGGCUGCACUUCGAUAACAUGGGGUGCUGGGACAUGAACGACAACGCUGCCAUCUGGUGGGUGAUAAAGGGACCCGUACUGGCAUCCAUCAUGAUCAACUUUGUGCUCUUCAUCGGCAUCAUCGUCAUCCUGGUGCAGAAGUUGCAGUCUCCAGAUAUUGGAGGGAAUGAAUCCAGUAUUUACCUGAGGCUGGCCCGCUCCACGCUGCUGCUCAUCCCCCUCUUCGGGAUCCACUACACUGUGUUCGCCUUUUCUCCUGAGAACGUCAGCAAGAGGGAGCGUCUGGUGUUCGAGCUCGGCCUCGGAUCCUUUCAGGGCUUCGUGGUGGCCGUCCUCUACUGCUUCCUGAAUGGAGAGGUGCAAUCGGAGAUCAAGAGGAAAUGGCGCAGCUGGACGGUGAACCGGUACUUUGCUGUGGACCUGAAGCACCGGCAUCCUUCGCUGGCGAGCAGCGGGGUGAACGGGGGAACGCAGCUGUCCAUCCUCAGCAAGAGCAGCUCGCAGAUCCGCAUGUCCAGCCUGCAGGCCGAGACCCCGGCCACCUGAGCGCCGCCGCCGACCCCGCUCUCAUCCCCAUGACCACCUUCGCCGACCCGUACCCGGAACCGCCCCUGGAUGACGUCACCAUGGAAACCCAACUGAACUGCAGCGACCCAGAACAGCCGCUCGUCU